CACACACACUCACACACACUCACACACACACACACACACACACACUCACUCACACACACACACACACACACACACUCACACACACACACACACACACACACACACACACACACACACACACACACACACACACACACAGUCUUUUCCGGCGUGACUGCAGAAGAAGAUGCUUCUCGUGUUAGUUUUGCUGCAUUUAAUCUCGAUGAUUUUAUAUGGUGUGUUUGGUGCUGAUACAGAUAAAGUGAAGUCAGUGUCAGUGAUGGAGGGUGAUUCUGUCACUUUACACACUGAUCUUACUGAAAUACAAGAUGAUGAUCUGAUAGAGUGGAUGUUUGGAGCUCAGAAUCCAGAUACUGUUAUAGCAGAAAUCUACAGAGAAGCAAAUAUGACCUUUUUAAACAUGGAUCAGUUCAGAGGGAGACUGCAGAUGAAUCAUAAAACUGGAGAUCUCACCAUCGCAAACAUCAGAACCACAGACACUGGACUUUAUAAAGUAGAGUUCAUCAUAAAUACAAUGCCAGUCAAGAUAUUCAAUGUUACUGUUUAUGCUCUGCCUGUUCCCGUCAUCAUCAGAGACUCUUCUCAGUGUUCUUCAAGAUCUAAAUGUGUGUUGGUGUGUUCAGUGGUGAAUGUGACACAGAUGACUCUCUCCUGGUACAAAGGAAACAGUUUAUUCUCCUCCAUCAGUGUGUCUGAUCUCAACAGCAGUCUCUCUCUACCUCUGGAGGUGGAAUAUCAGGAGAACAACAUCUACAGCUGUGUGCUCAACAAUCACAUCAGAAACCAGACGAAACAUCUCAACAUUACUGAUGUCUGUCAGCCGUGUUCAGACUGUGUCAGCUAUUGUGAUUCUUCUGAAGCUGUGAUCCGAUUGGUCAUCUCUGCUCUGGUGGGCAUGGCUUCUAUGGCUGCUAUUGUUGUUCUGGUUUAUGACAUCAUCAGAUCCAGAAGAAUUGAACAGGAGAGAUCACAGACGUCACGUAUUCUCAUGUCUGGACACUAGAUGGCGACGUUAUUAAACAGCUGGACCCUCAAUAACAAUAUUGUGGCCCUGUUCCAAAUGGCACACUCAGCCCUUGUGGCCCUCCUCCGAGUCCACACUUUGCUGAUGUCAGCUAGUGCGGACCUAUGGGGCGUUGAAGGCGCGAGUCCACGAGGGCGAUGGGGCUAUAUUUGACAGCUUUUGGGAUGGACUUGACGUCGCGAAUUUCACAUUUUUUUAUCUUCGAACUAAAUAAUGAAAUAUUACUAAAAGCUAGAGCUAAGUUCAAUUACAUUGUAAAUCAUUGUUGAUUAUAUAAACAAAAACUUACAUUUAAAAAUCCUCUUCUCUGUCAUGUUGACCAACACCUUCAGACAAACUCCUCCUCAACGAGUCAACGAAUCUCCUCUUCUGCUUUCUGAUUGGCAGACUGCCGUGAGUCCGGAGCACUGCGGGCUUCGACGAAGACCGCAUCGAGGGCGCAAUCACAAAUGGGACACAAAUGUAAAUGUAAUCACAAAUGGGACACACUAUGGACUCGUAGACUUCACAAGCACACACAACUGAAGGCCACGAGACCGCAAGUCCACAUGAAGUGUGCCAUUUGGGACAGAGCCUAAGACUCCCUUAUUUAUAUCACAUAUGUUUUUAAAGGGAUAAGUCACCCACAAAAGAAGAUUUUGUCAUCAUUUACGCUUAUGUUUUUCCAAAACUUAUGACAUUUUUUCUUCUGUGGAACACAAAAGGAGGAAUUGUGAAUAUUUACUUGUCACUCUUUAACAUUCAGUUAAAUUAAAUGAGAACUGGAGCUUUUCAACUUGAAAAAGGAUGCCAAACCAUUAUUAAAAUAUUAUAAAAGUAGACCAUACAACUUGUUUGUUAUAUUCCAAGUCUUCUGAAUUAGAUUCUCUAAACAGUAAGCACUUAAUUGGUUGUCUGAAAAAGACACAGUCAAACAGCUCAACAAGAUGUUCCCCACGGGAACUCAAAGUCAAAGUUCAAGUUCAGAUAGUGGGAAAUAAAGAGCAAAAAAGCUGAGAAUGGUUACGAACAUGACCACAGAAUAAAUGUGCUUGUAGAAGUGUGUAAACACAGAGUGAGAUUCUGGCCUGAUACUUGAGCAACGAGUCCUUUUUACAGCUGCAGGAAAAACAUUGGGUUUAUUGGAAUUUUUAUUGACAAGACUUGCAAAAUAGGCCUUCCAGAAGUAUUUAGUUGAAGAAUCAUGAUCUUGUUGAUCUUAGUCCACAUAAAUGUGGUUUUGGUCUUGGACUCAGUCUCAGAAUACAGUCUUGGUCUGGAUCUGAUUCUUCAGGGGUACAGUUUUAGUCUGGGCUUGAAUUUAUGGAGGUCUGGUAGGUGGUCUAGUCUUGGUCUGGUAGGUGGUCUAGUCUUGGUCUAGGUUGGUCUUGAAUCUGGCCUAUAGAUAUAUUCUUUUUAUAAUACAGAUUACAUUUUUUUUUUUUUAAAUAAUGUGUUUAGAAACACAGAAAAUUCAUGAACCUUCCUCCAAUCGAAGCUCUCACUGACUCGUAAAUCAGCUUUAAAUGAAAUAUUAUCAGGUGUCUUUGAAUCAUUUCAGGACAUUCAGUCUCUUGUGUGUGACAGAUUUGUAGGAUGAAACUGCUGAAGAAAAUGUAUCACAUUUUUUUGUUCUGUUUGUGUUUGUGGCAUCUGACUGGUAAGUAAUAAAUUUAUUUUUAUGGCUUCUGUUAUUUCACUUUUUUGUUUUGUUUUUUUGUGUAAAGGAAUAACAUUCACUGUUAUUCUAAAAUGAAAAGUAUAAAAUUAUUAUAAGAGCUUUAUUUUUUUACUCUUUAUCUAAAUGUCCUGUGUAACAUUUCAAGCUAAAAAUCCAAACAGUACUUCAGUAAAGUUUUGAAAGUUUUGAUUUUCAUCCACUGUACAGCAUAUUACUCAGAAACAGCACAAAUAUGCAGAUAUUA
Messenger RNA from Myxocyprinus asiaticus (Chinese sucker), 2928 nucleotides. RefSeq lists its product as uncharacterized. Lineage: Eukaryota; Metazoa; Chordata; Actinopteri; Cypriniformes; Catostomidae. Bases 167 to 1003 code for a protein of 278 amino acids. The record is from RefSeq and is a predicted model, not a curated record. The transcript has 4 exons.